GCGACCCGGCUCGGCUGCGAACGCAGUACGUGCCCGUCGGUCCGAAAACGCGCACCAUCGCCGCAGCAACUUCCACUGGUCUCUGAAAACGGAAAGCGCGGAAAAGUGUGCGGCGCCACAAGUUGCAGGUGUCAGACUAUCCGUUCGCCGUGAUCAUACCGUCAGAACAGACGCCACUGCAAGCACCGUAGUAUAAUAAAAGUUACGGUAUACGUAUACCGUAUAAAUACCGUCGUGUGUGUUGUUUUGGUCACGGUCGUACAAUGACUUCCAGUGACGGAGGACUGCAAUCUUGUCAACGGCAGGACAAUCGCGGCGGCAAUAACGUUGGUCAAAAUCUGCCGAUAAUAAUGGCCACCGGCUGUCGGAUGCCGCGGUCGCCGUCAAGGGACAAGGACUUAACGUCGUGCGCCGCCUCUAGGACCGCCGCCGUCGCACAUCAACAGCCGCCCUACGCCACCACCGCCGUAGUUUUGAACCGCGUUACCAGUCCUUAUCCUGAUGCGUAUUUUAAAAGGAUUUCGCAGGACAUAUCUAAUUCGGUGUGGUUCGAGGAAGAGAACGAUUUGAUAAAAAGCUGCGGAGCAUUGCAGUCGGCGCUGGGCCUGUCCAAGAGCUUCAGCACCAGCGACAUAGCCGACGCGACCGGCAUGGACACAGAGUGUUGGCUGGCGGACAGCGACGACGUCCGCAUGCCGCGCAGCGUUUCCGAGGUGGCCAUCAACAAGUUGCGCAUCAACUCGGACGUGCUGCUAAUGGCCAACACUAUGCACGGCCGGUUGGGCAACACUUCGCGGUCGCUGUCCACGUGCGUGGUGGUCGGCGACAUGGCGUCCACGUCGCAGCUGCCGUCGCCGAGCCGGUACUCCAGCUCGCUGCACAACAGCUACGCACCGUCCGCGUUCAGUACCACCGACCUCGUGAGAUCCGUCAACAAAAAGGUGCGACAAAAUUACAUUCAACGGCGUCUAAUGAUCACUUACAAGACAUUGGAACGUUUAUCUCUAAGUGAAUUCAAUUUAGACAAGAGUUCCGGAACCGAUCGUGUACCAGAUCAAUUGCAGUUGUCCGGCCGCCAUGACGGGACUGCAGCCACCGCUGCCACGGGUUCAGGAAAAUAUUUGAGCGUACCAAGAACCGGUGGCAAAUCGCUGUGCCCAGACGACAUUGCCGUGUGCACUGACACCAUAAAGCGAUAUCAGCCAAAGGCGUUCACCCGAUACGAUAGGAACAUGUUCAUAGUCAACUGGCUGGAUAACAUCGAUCCGCAAAACACUGCCAUGGAAGAUCAAUAAGACAUUUACAUACACACUCGCACAUACACAUAAAAAAUAAUAUUGAUAUAUUAUAAUAAUGAUUGAAGGACUUGCUGCAAAAAUCAAACAAAUCAAA
This is a messenger RNA of Melanaphis sacchari, 1392 nucleotides long. RefSeq lists its product as uncharacterized. Lineage: Eukaryota; Metazoa; Arthropoda; Insecta; Hemiptera; Aphididae. The coding region runs from base 264 to 1295 and encodes 343 amino acids. The transcript is spliced from 4 exons. The record is from RefSeq and is a predicted model, not a curated record.